CGACUUAUGAGGCCGAGCAGCGGCCCGCUGCCCAGCCGUCCUCCUGCGCCCCGCGGGGCCGCUGCGUCUCUGCGGCAGGAGCCGGGCGCCCAUGGCCUGGCACUGAGCCCCCUGCCUCCUCCCUGCCUCAGGGCCGCGCACCCGGGAAAGCCACAGGAGCUCCAGGAAGAUGGCAUGCCUGCCCGCCGCCCCGCCGGCGCUGAGGAGGUGGCUGGGGCUCGGGCUCUUCAUGCUGCUCUGCCUUAGUUUAGGCUAUGCACUGGAGAAGAAAGUAGUCAAAAGCAAAGUGGGGGAAAAAGUCGGCCUGCCUUGUUGUUAUGAAAUUCCCAGCUCAGAAAGCCUAUAUGAUUACCGGGUCUACUGGCAGAAGAACACUACGAAGGUAGUGCUUGCCUAUGCAAAGGGGGAGAAGAUCUCCAACCAUGAGCGAUAUGACAACCGGACAGAGAUGAACCCCAGGAACCUCACCCUGUGGAUCUCCCCCGUGGAAAUCCUGGACAAUGGCUCUUACCAGUGUAUAGUUCAGAACCUCAGAUCUCCCCAGAACCCAUUUGUUUUGUGUGAGGAAACUGUCACCCUCUUUGUCACAGCUGACUUCAGCAAGCCGAACAUAACAGCAGAAGUAUCCGCUACUUCUUGUGAAUCAGCUGAGAUGGUGGUAAGAUGUUCUUCUCAUGGAGGUUUCCCCAAACCCAAAAUCUCUGGAACCCUCAACAACGAGUCCGUGGUGUGGAAUGGCACCUGGGUGUCCAAGUCCAGCCUCAGCCUGUACAACGUCACUGGCAAACUGUGGCUCAAUGUGACCAAAGACGUCAGCUUCACUUGCUCCGUUGAAUACAAUGGCUUUGUCAAGUCCACCAGUUUGCUUCUAAACAAAACAAAUGGCUGCAUUGUCCCUACUGUGCCUCCAUCUUAUAAUGUCGUCACUGCUUCAAGUAUCAUCAUUAUCACCUUCCUUCUGGCUAUCACCCUAGCAGCAAGAUACCUCCCAAGGCAUGUCUGUUCUCACUGUUGUAAGCCUCAGGAUUCAGUGGAAGAGGGUGUGAAAGAAUGUAUGAAGCCACCUGUGACCUCUAAAGCGACACCUGAAACAUCAUCUGUAUGACCAGAUUGCAUCUGCAGGUAGUUUUCUUCACCAUUCUUCUCUUGCCAUAGCUUCUCCAAUACUAUUAGAUUCUUGUGCCAUGUUAGCUCACAAAACCAUGUAUGGCUUUUAAUACGAGUGUGUGCUGUCCUUUAGGGAAAAUAAAAGCAGUAGGACCCUACUGCCAACUCAGACACAUGGUGUUUCCCAGUCAGUAACUAGAGGAAUGAUGCUCAUGUUGCUUGUGAGGCAUUGCUUUGUUUGGGUUAUUUCAAAUUUCUACAAAUUAAUCUAGUGAAUAAUGUUAAGAGGACCAAAUUUCCUGGGCUGCUAAGCUGCUUUUCCCACAGAAUGGGCCCUGCAUGGAUGCAAGAUUUUGUAGCAUUCAUUUCCUCGAUUAUCAAAAUUUUUAGGGCCUAAAUGGGUAUGAAGAAUGAUAUAAGUGAAAGAAAAGGAAGUUUUGACAACUUUGACUUGUCAGUGACUCCUCUGAACCUGUGUAAGGGAGCUGGUUAAUGUCUGAGAGGUGGGUUUGUAGCAUGGUCAUCCAUCUAUCAGGAUCUGCAGUGACAUCCCCUUUCUCUGCCCUUGUGCUCGUUUCAUGGGCCUCCCAACUAAGAACUGGGCAGUCUCUUAGUUCCUGUCCUGUUGCACUCAUUCGUAGGUAGCUCAUCACUACUACAGGUCCCACAUGUGGCUUCAUCCCCUAGAGGUUAUUUCUGGCUGAUGCCCCAUCAGUCACGUGCCUCAUCUGGGAUGGGAACAUCACUGAUGAUAGAAAUGAAGGAUUGCCUGAAUGGUAGUGAGGGAAAGGUAUAUAAUAAGAGAACAACUCCAUCUUUCCCAGUAAGAUUAACAAAGCCAGUUCUCUUCCGAGACAUCUCCAACCCCUUCAGCAGCUGGAGGAAUGGAGAAGGAAGUUUUCCCUCUAAGACUUGCCCAGGAAACACUUGUAUUUUAAAAGGAGUUACAUUCAAUAAUGAAGUAUUGUGAAGGAUGGGCUGGGAAACAGUCUAGCUUACCAAGGUUUUAUGACUACAAAGCAUUAUAUUCAUUUUGGCUUAAAAACUCAGCUGUGUUCAGGGCUGUGUCCUCCAAAAAGACAUUUUUCAAGUCAAGAGAUUUAAGGACAGAUUAGCAGCUGAGUCUUAUUCGCAUCAUUAUUCAGGUGACUGCAUUUCUUGCUCUCACCACAGCAUGCUGAAUUGCCACAGUAAUGAUACAGAGUAACAGCCGUAGAGUUCUAGAAGUCAUGAAUUUGUCACACUGUGCGUUGCAGUAAUCUAAAAGCUUAACAUUUUUGAAAUGGAAAGGAAGGAAAACUAUCAUCCAGGCCACCCAUCUCAUUUCCAAACCUGACCACCUACUCAUGCUUUCCUCCGGGGAAGGCCCUAUCUGGAACAGAUACUAGAGACUUGGUUAGCAUGAAUUCUGGGGGGUUUUGUGAUGGAAAUGGUGGGAGAGCACCUACUGAAUAAAUCCAUUCUGCCACAUUACUCUUUUGUUAUAAAAGUUCGGCAGGCUUUUUCUGUAAGUGGCUAGUGUUCUCCAACUCCAGUGCCUGGAACAGUGUCUGUGGACAGGGAUGGAAGCUGUGCUUCCGUAGUGGCUGUCAUCUCAUAACUGUGUGAUGUGCCGAGCCAUGACCUGUCUCUGCUUAAAUAGGAGAGUAGUUGCCCUAGCUUCGCAGAGGGAUAGGACCUCUACAGUCCAAAGUUUUUCACAGUAAGCACUGGGCCAUUCUGUAGCUCGCUUGUAGUGCCUGUCCUGAGCAAUGUAGCUCUGAACAGCUCUGGCUUUACUGUAAUAGGAGCCCUCUUGUGGAGGGCUAUCGCAGGUGAUCCCCGAUUGUCUUGGCUCUGCAACAUUCUGGCUUUCAUUUAGGAUGAAGAAGAGGGAGGGAAAACAGUAAAAUCUUUUCUUUGUGUCCCUCAGGUUUCUUAUCCUGUGUAUUCCGCACUGCAGUCCCCCUGUUUGUUGUACAGCAAUGCUUACUGCGUUGACCCUUUGGCUCUCCGAAAGGGGAUGACAGCAGUAGAAAACUGCUCAAGAAGACUGACAACAUAAUCUUGUGUGAAUGAAUACAAAACCCCACCUAUGCCACAGAAACUGUGAGGUGGUCUCAUUACAACGGGGUUGCUGGAAUUCCAACUGGGAGAACCCUCCAUGUUC
This is a messenger RNA of Athene cunicularia (burrowing owl), 3256 nucleotides long. RefSeq names its product CD80 molecule (gene CD80). The record is from RefSeq and is a predicted model, not a curated record. The coding region runs from base 170 to 1105 and encodes 311 amino acids. Lineage: Eukaryota; Metazoa; Chordata; Aves; Strigiformes; Strigidae. Gene Ontology annotation, biological process: cellular response to lipopolysaccharide; immune response; negative regulation of T cell proliferation. Gene Ontology annotation, cellular component: external side of plasma membrane. The transcript is spliced from 6 exons.